CGAGGUCGGAGAAGGCGAUGUUGCGCGCCACGACCAACGCCUCCGAAAUGCUUUGUCUUAGCUUAUUCUUGAAGGAAUUUUGAAGUUUUGUUUGGUCGUUAUUGCUUGGCUUUGAAGAACAUCCGCUCUAUACGCCUUACUCUUGAUCGACGCCAUUCGGAUUCUUCCCUUUUUUUCAUCCAAGAAUCAGUUUCCACCCCAAAUUCUCCGGAUCUACAGGUUUGUCGACCAAGGUCAAUUUCUUUCAAAUACUCAGACAACUUUAUCAAUUUAGACUUCUGAAGAGAUUGCCCUUGAUCAUGGAAACUGAAGAACCUAAAAAUGGAGAAUCAAGCAUGUCUUUAAUGCCCAAAUGGAUUUUGCCCUUUCUGGAAUAUGUAUGGAGAAGAUUUAAGAGAUAGUGGGUUCUUUUUGAUGCGGAUCCGGGUUCCAAGAGAUUGAAAUCGGAUCGCUUAGGGCCCACUUGGCACAAUUGUACAGUUUAUGAGGUCUUCUUCAACUAAGUCACAAUGGAACUCAAGACCAGCGGCAGCCAGUCAUCUUCAACUCGACCCAGAUUUGUAAACAAGGUCCUAGUGCAUGGAAGAUCACAUGCAGGUUUGGCACAUCACUAGCACUGUCGGUUCCAUUUCUCACAGAUGCCAAACAAGAGCUUAGAUUAGAUAUUCCAAAUCUGAAAUUUCUCCUGGCGAUAAACAGAGACCAGAUCUGCACUCAAUCGGCUCACACAACAGGAUCAAAGCUUUGGGGUUAUUGUUAUUGGGUUUGAGUCACCUCCAUGGUAGCUUCCAUCGACCCAAAACUCUGAUUCAAUCUGUCACAGAAUAGGGGGUCAGCAAGCUCCUUUGUUGACGUUGAUCUAUCGCCCAGCAGAGACAGGAAACAGUAACCAACAAAAAUAAAAUGGGUAAUAAAAAGUGGGAGAUAAGUAGGGAUGACAGGAAGGAGAAGAGAUGGAAGAGAGUGAUGGGAAAGAAAGGAGAUCAAGGGAGUAAGAAGAUUAUGAAACUCACAGCAUCUAUGGUUUCAGCCAAGCAAUAAGCUGUCAUUCAAUUUCUUCAAAAUCUCAAGUCUAACGAGCACGCAAUGGUGCUUUGGGAAAUGAGGGGCUCAUCCCUCAGCUAUUUACUUCUAUGCCAGCACUCAACGAAGCUGCUUCUUAUCUUGUACAAACGACUUCGUAUUUUACUAGCUGUUUCACUGAUUUUUCUGAGCAACCUGUUUCCGGAGAUUCUAACCUUAAUGCACAGGAACUAGUCACAUUUUCUUCUGGAAAACCCCAAGGAUAUCCUUCCAGUGAUCAUCAAUCUUCAGCUGGAAGUUCUACAUUCUGUGGACCUUGUGAUAAAGCGACUGCUGCUCCAUCUGUACAUGAUGCAACAAUGAGGAGCUCAACCAGAGCUUCAAGUCAAGAUGCUUCUGCAAUUGUGGAAUCAUCUCAUAGUGCCCAAAAUGGAACUUCCAUUUUCCAAAGCCUUGUCUCACGAGCUCGGAGAACUGUUCGUGGGUCAGCAGAUGAUAUAGGAUGGCUGCAGCGUGCUCCAGGAAUGCCUCCAGCUGAAGAUGGAACUCAAAGGUUUACAGAGUUGCUUGACGACAUCAGACACGGUCUACACAAGUUGCCAAACUCAAUGAUUUACUUAUUGGUUCCAGGUCUUUUCAGCAACCAUGGUCCACUUUAUUUUGUUAAUACAAAAGCCUGUUUCUCGAAGAUGGGUUUAGUGUGCCAUAUUGCUAAAAUUCACAGCGAGGCUUCUGUUGAGAAAAACGCCAGAGAAAUAAAAGAUUACAUCGAGGAAAUUUACUGGGGCUCCAAUAGGCGUGUCUUGCUUCUGGGACAUAGCAAAGGUGGGGUAGAUGCAGCAGCUGCAUUGUCUAUGUAUUGGCCCGCUUUGAAAGAUAAGGUUGCCGGAUUGGCAUUAGCACAGAGCCCAUAUGGAGGUAGCCCAAUUGCUUCAGACAUCCUGCGAGAAGAGCAGCUUGGUGAUUAUGUCAAGUUACGCAAACUCAUGGAGAUCCUGAUUUGUAAAGUGAUUAAGGGAGAUAUACAGGCUUUAGAAGACUUGACAUAUGAGAGGAGGAAAGAAUUCUUGAGGAAAUACCAGUUACCUAGAGAACUACCUGUUGUUUCAUUCCACACAGAAGCGGGUAUUACUCCAGCAGUUCUUUCUACCUUGUCUCAUGUUGCUCACGCAGAGCUACCUGCACCACUCGCUUCGGGGCAAUCUACAAAGGUCCCAGUUGUUAUGCCACUUGCUGCAGCAAUGGCUGCAUGUGCACAACUGCUUCAGGUCAGGUAUGGCGAAAAAAGCGAUGGCCUGGUAACAUGUCGUGAUGCAGAGGUUCCUGGCUCUGUUGUAGUACAUCCAAAGCGUAAAUUAGAUCAUGCUUGGAUGGUUUACUCAGCUUUGAACGAUGACCCUCGUGAAGCUAAUGCUUCACAGGUGUGUGAGGCUCUUUUGACAUUGCUUGUUGAAGUGGGACAAAAGAGGAGGCAUGCAAUUGCAAUGAAAGAUGAAUGAAGCCGCUGGGGUUAGUUUCAACUAGAGCCCCAAUAUGUGCAUAUUGUAUCGUAAAUUUUAUCCUGUAGUAAUUUGUUACUUCAUUUACAUAAAGGUGGGGUUAUUCCCAUUCCAUAUUUUACAGAGAAAAAUUGAUCUGUAAUUCUUGUUCAGUCCCAGUCCUCGUCCUCUGAGACGUACCCCAUGCAUAAGUGCAUUACUAGCUGGUUUUCUGGAUUUUGCUUGUUUAGUUGAAACUUCUUGAAUGUGUGAAAAA
Macadamia integrifolia is the source of this 2778-nucleotide messenger RNA. RefSeq lists its product as uncharacterized. The transcript is spliced from 11 exons. The record is from RefSeq and is a predicted model, not a curated record. Lineage: Eukaryota; Viridiplantae; Streptophyta; Magnoliopsida; Proteales; Proteaceae. The coding region runs from base 1134 to 2522 and encodes 462 amino acids.